CCACAAAUCCUAGGAAUUUCUCCGUACGAUUAAUUUCCCAGGACAGGAAAAAAAAAAAAAAUUAAUAAAAAAGUUUCAGACUUUCUCUCUCAUUGCCCAGAUGGAUGUUUUCGAGUCUCUUUUUUCUGAAGGAAUUUUCGUUUUUUUUUUUUCAGGUGCUCGAUAAUUUCCAAUCCUCUGCAGAAGCAGCGCCCACCGCCUGUUUGAUAAAAGGGCCGAUUUGCAAAGUUCAACCAGGAUGGAUCCGCAAGGGCAUCACCAACCCCAAUCUAUGGGGAUGGUAGGUAGUGGAGCUCAGUUGACAUACAGUUCUAACCCGUAUCAGCAUAAUCAAAUGGUCGGGAGCCCAAAUCCGGGGUCAGUUGCCGCAACAGUGGGAGCUAUGCAAUCCGCUAGUCAAUCACCUGGAGCUCAGCUUGCGCAGCACCAGCUUGCUUAUCAGCAUAUCCACCAGCAGCAGCAGCAACAACUUCAGCAGCAGCUGCAAACUUUCUGGACAAAUCAGUAUCAAGAAAUCGACAAGGUGACAGAUUUCAAGAACCAUAGCCUUCCCCUAGCAAGGAUCAAGAAGAUUAUGAAGGCCGAUGAGGAUGUGAGAAUGAUAUCAGCCGAGGCACCUGUGAUAUUUGCCAGGGCAUGUGAAAUGUUCAUAUUGGAAUUGACAUUGCGGUCGUGGAAUCACACGGAAGAGAAUAAGCGGAGGACACUCCAGAAGAAUGACAUUGCAGCUGCAAUCACAAGGACAGAUAUCUUUGAUUUCUUGGUAGACAUUGUGCCAAGAGAGGAUCUGAAAGAUGAAGUCCUUGCAUCGAUUCCUAGGGGUACAGUGUCUGUUGGGGGGCCUGAUGAUGCACUUCCAUACUGCUAUAUGCCGCCUCAGCACGCACCUCAGGUGGGGGAUCCCGGGAUGAUUAUGGGUAAGCCUAUGAUGGAUCCGUCUAUGUAUGCCCAACAGUCUCACCCCUACAUGACCCAGCCAAUGUGGCAGCAGGCACCGGACCAGCAGCAGUCGCCAUCAGAUCAUUAGCGGGCGCAACAUGGAAGCGGAAGAAUAGUAAGUUCCCUUGUUUUGUUCUCCAGGCUUGUGACUGAAAGCUGAGAAAAAGCAAAGUGGUGAAGUUUGAUGUGUUCAAACUUUGGGAGUCUCUGUAAUUAUAAUGCAAUUUCUUAUCUUUUAUGCUUAACAUCUAGCAUCUGUCUCGUAUACUCUUCGCUGUAAAACAAUAUCGUCGACGAUGAUGAAGGUUGCGAACUGAUUUUUGUCGACUCUUUUAUAGCAAAAGAAGAAUUAUUAUGACUUAGCUUA
This is a messenger RNA of Pyrus x bretschneideri (Chinese white pear), 1306 nucleotides long. RefSeq names its product nuclear transcription factor Y subunit C-3-like. Lineage: Eukaryota; Viridiplantae; Streptophyta; Magnoliopsida; Rosales; Rosaceae. The record is from RefSeq and is a predicted model, not a curated record. Gene Ontology annotation, biological process: regulation of DNA-templated transcription. Bases 239 to 1027 code for a protein of 262 amino acids. Gene Ontology annotation, cellular component: nucleus. Gene Ontology annotation, molecular function: DNA-binding transcription activator activity, RNA polymerase II-specific; protein heterodimerization activity; DNA binding. The transcript has 2 exons.